Amphimedon queenslandica is the source of this 708-nucleotide messenger RNA. RefSeq names its product TNF receptor-associated factor 4-like. The record is from RefSeq and is a predicted model, not a curated record. Lineage: Eukaryota; Metazoa; Porifera; Demospongiae; Haplosclerida; Niphatidae. Gene Ontology annotation, biological process: regulation of canonical NF-kappaB signal transduction. The transcript has a single exon. Gene Ontology annotation, molecular function: zinc ion binding. The annotation marks the transcript as partial. Gene Ontology annotation, cellular component: plasma membrane signaling receptor complex.
AUGGCUACUGGUAGACAUAGGUAUAAGUUUGUUGAUGGUGAGCCUAGGGAUGAAUUAAAAUGCAGCAUUUGUACAUUCGUACUAUGUGAUCCUCAACAAGCUACCUGCUGUGCAAAAAGGUUUUGCAAGAGCUGUCUAGACCAAAUGGAAGACAAAAGGUGUCCUUUAUGUCGAGAGCCAAUCAACUGCUUUAGAGAUGGUGGAAUCAACCGUGAGAUCAUGGGUCUUAAGGUUUACUGUACUAACAGUGAGGAGGGUUGUGAGUGGCAGGGAACUAUUAAUGAAACUAAUGAUACAUCAAUUGAUACUCAUCUUAAUAGUUGUCCCUAUCAACUGGUACCUUGUACUAAUGAGUGUGGAGAGAAGAUUAGGAGAAGUUCACUGGAGAUACAUCUGACAGAUAACUGUCUUGAACGAAUGGUUAACUGUCAGUAUUGCAACCAAAGAGGUCAAUAUCAACUGAUAACAAGCAGCAAUCAUUUUGAUGAGUGUCCUGACCUCCCAAUCCAAUGCAGUAAUGAAGGUUGCAAUAUGACACCACGACGACGUUCACAAUCACUACACAAUGAGACCUGCCCUAAAGCUAUCAUACCAUGUGCAUACAAUACGGUUGGAUGUAAAAAGAAAAUGAAGAGAGAAGAACAAGAGAAGCACAAUGAAGACUCAAUAACAGCACACGUACAACUGACAAAGAAACAGCUAGGGAAG